AUGAACAACAAUCAAGAUGUUCACAACAAUUUGUCUGAGGACGUAGUCAUGUCUGACGAUGUCCCCAACGCUUUUACUACAUCUGGUAGCGCUGUGUCUGAGAUCCCUGGUAAUGUCCCUAACAACAAAGACUUCCAGUUCAAUGGACAACCGGAAGCUAACAGGAACAUUAAGUUGUUUUUAGGUAAGCUCAAGAACCAUUUCCUAUUGAAAGGAGUGAGGGAAGACAGAAGAAAAAUUGCUUUUUUGGUGGAAUGCUUAACUGAUCAAGCACUCAUCUGGUUUGACCAAGCGGAAAAAGAUCAAGAUCUUUAUGCUUUAUCUUAUGAAGAAUUUGUCCGAAUCUUCACUGAUCAUUUCACUAAAGAAGUUGAUGCAUUUGAGACUUUCUCGGAAUUAUGGAACUUAGGUCAUUGUGCUAAUGCUACUGAACAUGCUCAGAAGUUCAAGUCUUUAGUUUCUGGUUUGAAACCUGGUUUUGCUUCUGAUGAAUUAUUAUGCAACAUUUAUGUUAUGCAAUGUCAACCGGAUAUGCGUAUCCAAUUAAUGCUUAACAAACCAUGGCCAAGUUUAGAGCAUUGCAUGCUCAGAGAGACCACUUUAGAAGCGUCUAUCAAUAGCAUUAGAAGGAGUAUUAACAUUCCAAGAGAAGAUCCGUUGUUAGUCUCGAAUGUCCAAAUGAAUAGAGGAAAUUAUUAUAACAGUACUAGGCGUUAUAAUAAUGGAAGGGGAAAUAGAAAUAAUAAUAAUUACAAUAACAAUAAUAACGGUUAUAGACCUGCAUUGAGAAGCUCGAACGAUUCUCGAAAGCGCAUCGGUGGUACAAAAAGAAGGUCAGAUAAGAGUAACUCUGGACCUGUCGAUUGGAAUAGAAUUUGCAAAGAGAAUGACCUUUGUAGAAACUGUCAUGAAUAUGGUCAUUAUAAGAAACAAUGCAAGAAACCCAAUGCGAGGCCUAUGUAA
This is a messenger RNA of Naumovozyma dairenensis CBS 421, 963 nucleotides long. RefSeq lists its product as uncharacterized. The transcript has a single exon. Gene Ontology annotation, molecular function: nucleic acid binding; zinc ion binding. NCBI's taxonomy places the organism in Eukaryota, Fungi, Ascomycota, Saccharomycetes, Saccharomycetales, Saccharomycetaceae. Bases 1 to 963 code for a protein of 320 amino acids. The record is from RefSeq and is a predicted model, not a curated record.